CAAAGAAAGUAAUGGCCAUCUAUUUGGGUCCUGGAGAAGGAGGGAUAUUAUUGCUCGUCGGACAACCGUAGGUGUGAUAGAGUGUUCCUCCAUGUUGCCCUCCCCCCCCCGCUGCUGACAGACGGGCUCGGUCGGACUAGCCCUCGGUUCCCUCGGUUCCUCAGGGCGGCGAGUGGAGCUGCUUGAACUUGGGGCCGCGUUCUAGGGUUCGAGCCGCCGCCACGCUAACGUUAGCUACCACCAGCCUGCUGCUGCUGCUGCUGCUGCUAGGGCGGACGACUCCGACGCUUCCUCCGCCACCAGUCACAUUGCUUGAGGUUUUUUUUCUGUCGGGUACAACAGCGUCUUCUCACUGGCCCCACGAAGAAGAAGAAGAAGAAACUGAGGUCCCAGAGCUGGCCCCAUGGACAACAACAUGGAGCGGACACACUUUAUCAGCGAAUGAAGAAGACGACGACGGCGCACGACGACUCCAGAGGAUUUACACACAACUCGGUGUCGAUGGGGAAAAGUUGAGCUGAGGAUCAACAACUCGGGCUGAAGUGAUCAGAGGUUUUCCAGGCUCACCUAGUGUACGAGGGCAUGCGAGAACCGCAGUGAUGGAAACCACGGUUGUGAGUACAUCCUCUCUGGCCACUGAGGAGUUUGACAGGAACAUGCCUCGUAUCUGCGGCGUGUGCGGGGACAAAGCCAGCGGCUUCCACUUUAACGCCAUGACCUGUGAGGGAUGCAAAGGUUUUUUCAGGCGCAGUAUGAAGCGCAAGGCCUCAUUCACGUGUCCAUUCAACGGCAGUUGCACCAUCACCAAGGACAACAGGCGCCACUGCCAGGCAUGCCGGCUCAAGCGCUGUGUGGACAUUGGCAUGAUGAAAGAAUUUAUUCUGACAGAUGAGGAAGUGCAGAGGAAGAAGGACCUUAUUCAGCGAAGGAAGGACGAGGAGGCCCAGCGCGAGGCGGAGAAGGAGGCCCGGCGGCCCCGGCUCACUGAUGAGCAAAGUCAGGUCAUCGCCACGCUGGUGGAGGCGCACCACAAAACAUAUGACGACUCCUACUCUGACUUCUGCCGCUUCAGGCCUCCUGUGCGUGAGGGUCCAGUGACGCGUAGCGCCAGCAGAGCCGCGUCCCUCCACUCUCUCUCUGAUGCCUCCUCUGACUCCUUCAGUCACUCCCCAGAGUCAGUAGACACCAAAGUGAACUUAAACAACCUGCUCAUGAUGUACCAGGAGCAGGGCAGCAGCCCUGACUCCAGCGAGGAGGAAGGCUCCAGCUUCUCCAUGCUGCCUCACCUGGCUGACCUGGUCUCCUACAGCAUCCAAAAGGUCAUAGGAUUUGCCAAGAUGAUCCCUGGGUUCAGGGAGUUGACUGCAGAAGACCAGAUUGCCCUGCUCAAGUCCAGCGCCAUCGAGGUGAUCAUGCUGCGCUCAAAUCAGAGUUUCAACCUGGAAGACAUGUCAUGGAGCUGCGGUGCCCCUGACUUUAAAUACCAGAUCAGUGAUGUCACCAAAGCGGGCCACACUGAGGAGCUGCUGGAGCCUCUGGUGAAGUUCCAGGUGGGCCUGAAGAAGCUCGGCCUGCAGGAGGAGGAACAUGUGAUGCUGAUGGCCAUCUGCUUGCUUUCUCCAGACCGCCCAGGUGUGCAGGAUCAUGCACGGAUCGAAGCCCUCCAGGACAGCCUGUCUGAGACCCUGCAGGCCUACAUCCAGCUUCACCACCCGGCCGGGCAGCUGCUCUACGCCAAGAUGAUCCAGAAGCUGGCCGACCUGCGCAGCCUCAACGAGGAGCACUCCAAGCAGUACCGCUCGCUCUCCUUCCGGCCGGAGCACAGCAUGCAGCUCACCCCGCUGGUGCUGGAAGUGUUCGGCAGCGAAGUCUCCUAGAUGCCCGCCUCGAUCAAACCUCCGAGGGGAAGCUGGAGACGAGACCCCUGGGGGUAAAAAUGGAGGGAGGGAGCUGAGAAUGUGCUGAGUGGACUUAAUGGAGGUGUGGAGGGGGAGUGUGAGUGUGAGCGUAUGUGUGUGCAUGUGGGGUGUGUGGUUUCAUGUGUGUGUGUCAUGUCUAAAGAAGUCUCUCUUGGUGUAAAGGCCAAGGUUGUGUGGAGAGCGAGCAGGUGUUAAGAGACUCAGUAAACAAGGGACCUUCAUAUAAUACAAAUGAACCUAUACAUACAACUUCUGCCUAUAUACAGUAUUUGUUUCUGUAUAUAAAAAUCAACAAACAGCUGCUUCAAAAACCAGGACAUUUAGAGUGCACAAGCCGUGCACACACCAAUACAACAUACAUACACUCAGUUAUUCAUCUAGCCAUUCAGUUGAGCUACCUCUUGGUUUUACUGGGGUUGUUUUAUAUUUACAUCACCUCUGUGAAACAGUAACUUUUACAUGGAUCAAUUUAGAUACAGUACAGAUGACAUUUCAGUUUAUCAGUGCAAAAGCAGUGCCUGCACAUUACUUUGACAUUUUUGGAUGUUUUCAAAAGAAAAAAAGUAUACAUGUAUAAAUAUAUAUAUAUAUCUGUAUUUUGUUUUUCAUUUGCUUCUCUCAAAAGGCAGCAUAUGUAAAUGACUCUGUAUACAAAUCAAACACUUGCCUUUCACCUUUUCACCAAAGGGUAUGGUCAACUACUUUCUCAAAAAAAGCUUCCAGUACCUAAAACAAACAAAAAAAGUGUCGCACCGCGCGUCCUUUCCCACGUGCAGCCUCUCGACGUGGGAGCGAGUUGUCUGACUAGCCUCACAGCCUAUGAAGGAAAAUGUCAUAACACAGGUUUAUACCGCCGUCAGAGCGUAGUCGGUAAUUUUAGUCAGGUUUUGAUAGGAAUUUGGGGUGCCAGGUUUUGAGGUGAGAAUUAGCCACUAAGUGUGUUAGUUACUUUUUUCACUGCUAACUGUCAAUCAAGCUAAGCCUGCAUAAUGGCUUGUUUCUCUCUUUUGAAACUGAUUUUCAUUCUUCUUCUCUCCUGUUGGCUCAAAUUGUGUGUUUCCCUGUAUAUAGUUAAUUGCUGCCACAUGUAUCCUAAGCACUGUUAUACCACCUUUUACUCAAGCCUAUGUAUUGAUAUACAGCAUCUAUAUUAUCACAGAUUUUUAAAGGGCUAAAAUGCCAAAUCUAACUGGAAUAGUAAACGGAGGCCAAAGCAGGGGAGGGGGCGGGGGGGCCUGU
Molecule: messenger RNA, 3158 nt
Organism: Limanda limanda (common dab)
Lineage: Eukaryota; Metazoa; Chordata; Actinopteri; Pleuronectiformes; Pleuronectidae
Product: vitamin D3 receptor B-like
Exons: 10
Coding region: 600-1877 (425 amino acids)
Biological process (GO): positive regulation of transcription by RNA polymerase II; cell differentiation; negative regulation of transcription by RNA polymerase II
Cellular component (GO): nucleus
Molecular function (GO): zinc ion binding; vitamin D response element binding; nuclear receptor activity
Source: RefSeq, a predicted model, not a curated record